AUGUUUUAUACAACUCAAGUUCAGCAGAUGCAACGAAGGGAAAUUUCUAAUAAGAAUUGUGGAAUUAAAUGGUUAAGUUGUUUAACUGAAUUGCCUUAUUAUCAUUCUGAUUCAAAUGAUUCUGCAGACAUAAUGCAUGAUAUUUUUGAAGGAGUUAUUUUGUGUGAAGUUAAAUUGUUUCUUUAUCAUGUGCUAUAUGACGUCAAAUAUAUGUCCAUUGCAGAACUGAAUAGAUGCAUCAAGUUUAUGGAUUAUGGUAUUGUCUGCAGCUCAAAACCUAGUACUAUUAAUGAGUCACGUAUGAAAAGUACUGACUCUUUACUAGGUCAACACUCUGCUCACAUGCUUACAAUGUUUAUUUAUUUGCCACUUAUUUUGUCUGGUGUUAUUGAUAAAGUAGAUACACAAAAGUGGAAACUUUACCAAAUCUUAAAACAUUUGUGUGAUGAACAAUCCACAGACUAUGUGCAGAAUGAUUGUUCACAAACUGAUUUCACAAUUGCAAAUAAUCAUGUUUCACUUAAUCAGACUAGCUCUGAUGUUCGUAAAUUGCUUGAUAAGCAUCAGACAGGUAAACUUGUCAUUGUUGAAUAUGAGACAACUGGAAUUAAAUUGCACAAAAAGAAAAUAACACCUCAUGGACAUAUUGAGGAGUGGCUGAAAACAAUUAGAAAGUUUGAUGGUGUCCAUGCUCAAGCUAUUCGUAAACAAAAACCCAUUUCCUUAACAACUUUUGAUGUUGCAGUUCCUUUUUCAAAUGAAGAACGAAACAUUAUAAGUGAGUUGUCAUUUGACGACAUUCAGUAUGAUCGAAAACCAUUUAUUCUUGAAAAAACUAGAGUAUCACGAAGAAACUGGAUUAAGUCAUCAAAACCGCCUUUUCAUGAGUUUAUUCGGAAAUUUCCCUCAUUAAAAGAUUUAGGAUUUGAUUUUCAGAGAGAGUUUACAGCAACAUUUGAAAAUGCUCAAGAUUUGCUUAUGCAAUGGGAGGAUAUCGCUCCUCAUUUUAUUACUUGGGCUCGCAGAAAGGCGAAUCCAAUGGUAAAGCAACUACUUUUAGAGCUUGACAGCCAGCUAAUACAUUCAAAUGAUCGAAAUAUGGAAUUUGCAUUUCAUUUGCUUCCGUACAUUCUUCAAGUGCCUCCUAGAAAUAAGGAUCGACCGUCUACAGCUGAAGUUGCAGCUCACUUUAUUCGAAUCUUUCCUGACACUACACCUAUGGAGACUAUAAUUGGUGCAAAUAGACACACUUCGUUCAUGCAUCCAUUUGUUAUUACACUAGGGGCUCGAGGCAGCUUGAUUCAGUCAUUUAUUUUUAUAGAAGACAAUGUUGUUUCAAUUAGAAAUGGCAUGUUAAGUGCAGUAGACCGUUUACUCAAACUAUACUUUGUUAUCGAUAUUGAAUAUGUGCUAGAAUGCAGACAUGUUUUACAUUUUUUACAACGUGUAGUUAUGGGUAUUAAUGACGAUUUGCCGUUAUCAUGAGGUGGCAGUGAUCUGUCAUUGUUUGUGAAUCAAAUAGUUAAUGAAGUGGAUAAACUUUUAAAUGUUUUUAUUUUAGUGGAUACCACUAUAUUUUUUAUUUUGUAAUUUAUAUUGAAUUUGUGAUGUGUACAUAUAUGUGGCUAAGUGUACCAAAACGGCUAGUUAGCCAUAUUGGUAUAAACAAUAAAAUAACAGUUACCUUGUAUAACAGUUAUAUAUAAUUGUUUGGAAAUGUUUAUUUUAUCUUACUCAAAAUAUUUACUUUUAGACUAGAA
Molecule: messenger RNA, 1760 nt
Organism: Hydra vulgaris (swiftwater hydra)
Lineage: Eukaryota; Metazoa; Cnidaria; Hydrozoa; Anthoathecata; Hydridae
Source: RefSeq, a predicted model, not a curated record